This is a messenger RNA of Gadus chalcogrammus (walleye pollock), 4480 nucleotides long. RefSeq names its product NACHT, LRR and PYD domains-containing protein 12-like. The transcript has 15 exons. The record is from RefSeq and is a predicted model, not a curated record. Gene Ontology annotation, molecular function: protein binding. NCBI's taxonomy places the organism in Eukaryota, Metazoa, Chordata, Actinopteri, Gadiformes, Gadidae. Bases 107 to 4411 code for a protein of 1434 amino acids.
AAUUCAUUACAGCAGGAAGAAGACUAAGGUAGUGUACUCAGCUCUGAUCCAUGAUAUAUCUUAAAUAUCUAUCACUUAUGUAUGUAUCAUCAAUAGGAAGAUUGAUAUGAGAAGAUUGAUUGAUAUUUUAUGCAAACAUGUACUUCUAAAAACAUUAUUAAAUAUGUCAGGUCUCCAGUCUACUAUGGAUGAACAGAGAGAGGAGGCGAGUCCUACCUCUAAAACCACUCUCUCUGGGGAACAUGGGCACCAGAUCAAAGCUCAGAGCCCAGAGCAACAGGAGAGAACAGACUCCCCUGGACCCAGCUGUGUCUCCAUGAAGAGUGACCGCUCAAUGGGGCGUCCACCUGACGCUGGAAAAGAUGGAAGCCCCUCCAGAGAACAUGACACUCUUCAUGUUUCCAUGAAGAGUGACGGCUCUAUGUAUCAUCCUAUUGGAUGUAAAGAUGGAACUCAGUCUAUUGAGAAGAGAAGAGUUCAGCAGGAAAGAACCGACUCCCCUUCACCCAGCUGUGUCUCCAUGAAGAGUGACCGCUCUAUGGGUCGUCCACCUGAAUUUAAAGAUGGACGCCCCUCCAGAGAACAUGACACUCUUCAUUUUUCCAUGAAGAGUGAUGGCUCUAUGGAUCAUCCUAUUGGAUGUAAAGAUGGAACUCAGUCUAUUGAGAAAAGAAGAGUUCAGCAGGAAAGAACCCACUCCCCUUCACCCAGCUGUGUCUCCAUGAAGAGUGACCGCUCUAUGGGUCGUCCACCUGAAUUUAAAGAUGGACGCCCCUCCAGAGAACAUGACACUCUUCAUGUUUCCAUGAAGAGUGACGGCUCUAUGGAUCAUCCUAUUGGAUGUAAAGAUGGAACUCUGUCGAUUGAGAAGAGAAGAGUUCAGCAGGAAAGAACCCACUCCCCUUCACCCAGCUGUGUCUCCAUGAAGAGUGACCGCUCUAUGGGUCGUCCACCUGAAUUUAAAGAUGGACGCCCCUCCAGAGAACAUGACACUCUUCAUGUUUCCAUGAAGAGUGACGGCUCUAUGGAUCAUCCUAUUGGAUGUAAAGAUGGAACUCAGUCGAUUGAGAAGAGAAGAGUUCAGCAGGAAAGAACCCACUCCCCUUCACCCAGCUGUGUCUCCAUGAAGAGUGACCGCUCUAUGGGUCGUCCACCUGGCUUUAAAGAUGGACGCCCCUCCAGAGAAGAGUGGCGACACCAGGAGAGGUCAAAGAUUACCAGUGCUCAGUCUCUACAGCAGCAUCAAGCAGAGCUGAUCAAGAGGGCUGAGGAGAACGCACACUAUUUUCUAGACAAUGAGCUGAAGAAACUCUGGAGGGAUAUUUUUCUACAUUACCCACAAUGCUCAGAGAGUCCGAGGGAGGAGGAGGAGGUGGAGGAGGUGGAGGGUAAGAACAAGGAACAGAGGAGGCUCGCCAUAGAGGGAGUGGUGGAAAUCACAAAGCUCUGCCUGAUGGAGAUGAACCAGGAGGAACAGGCCGACUCACUGUGGAGUGGAGUUGUUGCUGUCCAGUGCCAACACAAACUCAAGUCUCUUCUGAAGGAGAAGUUCAAGGGUGGGGUUGAGGGAAUCGCUAAGGCAGGACAGCCAACAGGUCUGAAUGAAAUUUACACAGAGCUCUUUAUCACUGAGAGCGGCAGUGGAGAGGUCAACAAGGAACAUGAGGUCAGACUGAUUGAAACAGCUUCCAGGAAAUCUGUGAAGGAGGAAACUCCAAUCAGAUGUGAAGACAUCUUUAAGCCCCUACCUGGGCAAGAUCAACCAAUCCGGACAAUAAUUACAACAGGAAUGGCUGGCAUUGGUAAAACCGUCUUAACACACAAGUUCACCCUGGACUGGGCUGAAGGCAAAACCAACCACGACAUACACUUCACAUUUCUCUUCACUUUCAGAGAGCUGAAUUUACUUGAAGGGAAAGAGUUUAGCUUGGAGGAACUUCUUCAUCACUUCUAUCUUGAAAUCAAAGAAGCAGGAAUCUGCAGAUACAACCGUUUUCAAGUUGUCUUAAUAUUUGAUGGUCUGGAUGAGUGUCGACUUCCUCUGGACUUCCAGAACAACCAGAUCUUGACUGAUGUCACAGAGCCGACCUCAGUGGACGUGCUGCUGACAAACCUCAUCAGGGGCGACCUGCUUCCCUCCGCGCGCAUAUGGAUAACAGCACGCCCUGCGGCAGCCAAUACUAUCCCUGCUAUAUUUGUCGACAUGGUGACAGAGGUGAGAGGGUUCACCGACCAACAGAAAGAGGAGUACUUCAGGAAGAGAUUCAGAGAGGAGACACUGGCUAACACCAUCAUCUCGCAUGUCAAGAAAUCACGAAGCCUCCACAUCAUGUGUCACAUCCCAGUCUUCUGUUGGAUCACGUCUACAGUUCUGGAGGACUUCUUCAAAGCAUCCCAGAUAGAAGAGAUGCCCAAUACCGUGACUCAGUUGUACAUCCACUUCCUAUGGGUUCAGUCCAUACAGGGGGACAGGAAGUAUCAUGGGAGAGCAGAAACUAAUCCACACUGGAGUUCAGAGAGCAGGGACAUCAUUGUUUCCCUGGGAAAAUUGGCUUUUAACCAGCUGGAGAAAGGCCAGCUGAUCUUCUAUGAGGAAGACCUGGCAGAAUGUGGCAUUGAUAUCAGGGCAGCCUCAGGGUACUCAGGAGUGUUCACCCAGAUCUUUAAAGAGGAGUGUGGGCUGUACCAGGACAAGGUGUUCUGCUUUGUCCAUCUGAGCAUCCAGGAGUUUCUGGCUGCCCUUUAUGUAUUUCUGUCCUUUAUCAAGAAUGGUGUCAAUCUGCUCUCAGAAGAAAAAUUGACUCUGUGUGGGAUGAAACCCAAGGUCCAGCUCCUCUACCAGAGUGCCGUGGACAAGGCCUUACAGAGUGAGAACGGACACCUGGACUUGUUCCUCCGCUUUCUCCUGGGUCUCUCUCUGGAGACCAAUCAGUUGCUCCUCCGAGGUAUGCUUAAGAAGACAAGAAGAAGCUCAAAGACCAAUCAGAGAACAAUCCAUUACAUCAAGGAGAAGAUAAGUGGAGAUCUCUCUCCAGAGAGAAGCAUCAAUCUGUUCCACUGUCUGAAUGAGCUGAACGACCCAUCUCUAGUGGAGGAAAUCCAACAGUACCUGCAAUCAGGAAGUAUCUCCACCGAAUCUCUCUUCCCUGCUCAGUGGUCAGCUCUGGUCUUCAUUUUGCUGUCAUCAGAAGAGGAUCUGGACGUGUUUGACCUGAAGAAAUACUCUGCUUCAGAGGAUGGUCUUCUGAGGCUGCUGCCAGUGGUCAAAGCCUCCAAAACAUCUUUGCUGAAUGGCUGUCAUCUGUCAGAGAGAUGCUGUAAAGCUCUGGCAUCAGUUCUCAGCUCCAACUCCUGUGGUCUGAGAGAGCUGGACCUGAGUACCAAUGAUCUGCAGGAUUCAGGAGUGAAGCUGCUCUCUGCUGGACUAACGAGUCCACACUGUUCACUGGAAACUCUUAGGCUGAAUGGCUGUCAUCUGUCAGAGAGAUGCUGUGAAGCUCUGGCGUCAGUUCUCAGCUCCAACUCCUUUAGUCUGAGAAAGUUGGACCUGAGUACCAAUGAUCUGCAGGAUUCAGGAGUAAAGCUGCUCGCUGCUGGACUGGGGAGUCCAAACUGCAAACUGGAAACUCUCAGGUUGUCUGGCUGCCUGGUCACACAGGAAGGCUGUGCUUCUCUGGCCUCAGCUCUGAGCUCCAACCCCUCCCAUCUGAGAGAACUGGACCUGAGCUACAAUCACCCAGGAGAAUUGGGAGCUACGCUGCUCUCUGCUGGACUGGAGGAUCCACGCUGGAAACUGGACACUCUCAGUGUGGAGCACGGUGGAGUGUGGAGGCUGAAACCAGCUCUAAAGAAGUAUGCCUGUGAACUCACACUGGACCAAAACACAGCCCACAGACAACUCUCUCUGUCUGAGGACAUCAGAAAGGGGACACGGGAUGAAAAGGAACAGUCAUAUCCGGAUCACCUACAAAGAUUUGACUCCUGGAGACAGGUGUUGUCUAGAGAGAGUCUGACUGGCCGCUGUUAUUGGGAGGUAGAGAAGGAAGGAAGUGUUACUAUAGGAGUGACAUACAGAGGAAUCACAAGAAGAGGAUGGGGUAAUGACAGCAGGCUUGGAUGGAACCACAUGUCCUGGAGCCUUGUUAUGUAUGAUGGUGAUGAUUACAUUGCCCGGUACAAUGGUAGUAAAACAAUCAUACGUCUCCCCCCUGUUGACUCUAACAGAGUAGGAGUGUAUCUGGACCGGCCUGCUGGCACUCUAUCCUUCUACACAGUGUCGCAAGAUGUAGGAGGGUCCUCAGACACACUGACACACAUCCAUACCUUCCAGUCCACAUUCACCCAGAAGGACCUCCUCUGUGGGUUUAGGUUAUGGAGCGAUUGUUCUUCAGUGUCUCUGUGUCCGUUGUAGCAACAUGCACACACACACACACACACACACACACACACACACACACACACACACACACACACACACACA